Molecule: messenger RNA, 1791 nt
Organism: Salvia miltiorrhiza (redroot sage)
Lineage: Eukaryota; Viridiplantae; Streptophyta; Magnoliopsida; Lamiales; Lamiaceae
Product: 1-aminocyclopropane-1-carboxylate synthase-like
Biological process (GO): amino acid metabolic process; biosynthetic process
Molecular function (GO): pyridoxal phosphate binding; transaminase activity
Source: RefSeq, a predicted model, not a curated record
UCUCAUUUCAAAAAAACACAAACACACACUAAACAAGAGCAUCAUCUUCUUCUUCUUGUUCUUCUUCUUCUUCUUCUUCUUCUUCUUCUUCUUCUUCUUCAUCGUCGACUACUGCAAAAUGGAAGCUUCCAAGAAGGUGAACUCGCAGCUCCUAUCGAAGCUCGCCACCAGCGAUCAACACGGCGAAAACUCGCCGUAUUUCGAUGGAUGGAAAGCAUAUGACAAAGAUCCCUUCCACCCCACCACCAACCCUAAUGGAGUCAUCCAAAUGGGCCUUGCUGAAAAUCAGCUUUCGCUCGACUUGGUGGAAGAAUGGAUCAAGAAGAAUCCGGAGGCGUCAAUCUGCAACGCAGAAGGAGUUCAUGCAUUCAAGAAUACGGCAUUGUUCCAAGACUAUCAUGGCUUGCCCGAGUUCAGACAGGCAGUGGCAAGAUUCAUGGAAAAAGCGCGAGGCGACAAAGUGAGAUUCGAUCCCGACCGCAUAGUAAUGGCAGGCGGAGCAACCGGAGCUAAUGAAACCCUCAUGUUCUGUUUGGCUGAUCCCGGCGAUGGAUUUCUCGUGCCUUCUCCAUAUUAUCCUGCAUUCAAUCGAGACCUGAGAUGGCGAACGGGAGUAAAACUAGUGCCGGUGACAUGCGAGAGCUCGAACGGGUUUCAAAUUACGAAAGAAGCCCUCGAGGAAGCCUACGAGAACGCGGAGAAGGCGAACAUCAAGGUCAAGGGCGUAAUUCUAUCGAACCCUUCGAACCCGCUGGGCACGACGAUGGACAGGGCGGCGCUGAGAACCCUAGUGACGUUCAUCAACGGCAAGCAAAUCCACCUCGUGUGCGACGAGAUCUACGCGGCGACGGUCUUCCGGGGCCCGCGGUUCGUCGGCAUCUCCGAGGUGGCGGAGGAGAUGGCGGAGCUCGUGAACCUCGACCUCAUCCACGUGGCGUGCAGCCUGUCCAAGGACAUGGGCCUCCCCGGGUUCCGGGUCGGGAUCGUGUACUCGUACAACGACGCCGUCGUGAGCUGCGCGCGCAAGAUGUCGAGCUUCGGGCUCGUGUCGUCGCAGACGCAGCGGCUGCUGGCGCGGAUGCUGGCCGACGAGGAGUUCACGGAGAGGUACCUGUCGGAGAGCAGGCGGCGGCUGGCGCGGCGGCACGAGGCGUUCGCGCGGGGGGUGGGGGAGGUGGGGAUAGGGUGCUUGGAGAGCAACGCCGGGGUCUACUGCUGGAUGGAUUUGAGGGGGAUGCUGAAGGAGGCGACGGCGGAGGGGGAGAUGGGGCUGUGGAGGGUGAUCGUGAAUGAGGUGAAGCUCAACGUCUCGCCGGGAUCGUCGUUCCACUGCGGCGAGGCGGGGUGGUUUAGGGUUUGCUUCGCGAAUAUGGAUGAUGAGACGCUGGGGGUGGCGCUGAAGAGGAUACGGAGGUUUGUAGGCGGUGGAGAGGCGGCGGCGGUGGUGAAGAGGUCGUGGCAGAGGAACUUGAAGCUUAGCUUCUCGGCGGGGGCGGUGGCGGCGCCGAGGGUGAUGUCGCCUCACUCGCCGAUGCCGCACUCACCGAUACCGCACUCGCCGCUCGUUCGUGCCAAGAAUUGAAGUUGAUUGUUUUUUUUUUUUAAUUUAAUUAAAAAUAAUAAUUGUAACUGUGAACUUUUUUUUUUUUUUUUUGAGGGGCAGUGUUGUUAACCAUUUGAAUUGGGGGAAUACUUAUGGGCCAAGUAUAGUGAUUGGGCUGGGGAGAAAUAGAUUUGGGAAUUUAGUAUGAAUUUGGGCUUUUUCGGCCUCUGAAAAGUGUAUGGUUAUAU